Messenger RNA from Tachyglossus aculeatus (Australian echidna), 5667 nucleotides. It is a transcript of the gene PPARA, whose product is annotated as peroxisome proliferator activated receptor alpha. Bases 255 to 1661 code for a protein of 468 amino acids. Lineage: Eukaryota; Metazoa; Chordata; Mammalia; Monotremata; Tachyglossidae. Gene Ontology annotation, cellular component: nucleus. The record is from RefSeq and is a predicted model, not a curated record. The transcript is spliced from 7 exons. Gene Ontology annotation, biological process: positive regulation of transcription by RNA polymerase II; negative regulation of transcription by RNA polymerase II; regulation of lipid metabolic process. Gene Ontology annotation, molecular function: zinc ion binding; nuclear receptor activity; RNA polymerase II cis-regulatory region sequence-specific DNA binding.
UUGGAACUCCAAGGUGCCGUCGUCGUGAUCAGUGGAAGGAGGUCGAGGUGACUUUUGCCCUUCAGGGUGGUGUCAGGGUUGGGGGUAUUCCAGAGAAUGUAGCGCAAUCUUUUCCUCCUGUACCGUACUGCCAAGACCCAAGUUAAAGGUUCUUGGACGCCCUGGGAACAAACAGUUUGAAGCAGGAGUCCAGAGCCAAGGAGUCGUGUUCCCAGUCUAAGAAGAAUCGAAGCGACCAGCAGCCUCUGAUCAAGAUGGUAGACACGGAAAGCCAGCUCUGCCCACUUCCGCCGCUGGACGAAGAUGACCUGGAGAGUCCGCUCUCCGAAGAGUUUCUUCAGGAAAUGGGAAACAUCCAAGAGAUCUCUCAGUCGAUGGGUGAUGACAGCUCAGGACCAUUCAGCUUCAGCGAGUACCAGUGCUCGGGAAACGGACCGGGGUCCGACGGAUCUGUCGUCACAGACACCCUUUCACCAGCAUCAAGCCCUUCAUCCAUUAACUGCCCCGCCGUUCCAGGCAGCGGUGACGAGUCCUGCAGCGGCGCGCUAAACAUUGAAUGUAGAAUUUGUGGCGAUAAAGCCUCAGGAUACCAUUACGGAGUCCAUGCUUGUGAGGGUUGUAAGGGUUUCUUUAGGCGAACGAUUCGACUCAAGUUGGCCUAUGACAAAUGCGACCGCACCUGCAAAAUCCAGAAAAAGAACCGUAAUAAGUGCCAGUACUGUCGUUUUCAAAAGUGCCUUUCAGUCGGGAUGUCACAUAACGCAAUCCGUUUCGGAAGAAUGCCGAGGUCCGAGAAAGCCAAGUUGAAAGCAGAAAUCCUUACCUGUGAACACGAAGUGGAAGAUUCUGAAGUUGCAGACCUCAAAUCCCUUGCCAAGAGAAUUUACGAAGCCUACCUGAAAAACUUUAACAUGAACAAAGUCAAGGCCAGAGUCAUUCUUGCGGGGAAAACCACCAACAAUCCACCUUUUGUCAUCCACGACAUGGAAACGCUGUGUAUGGCGGAGAAGACCCUGGUGGCCAAGCUCGUGGCAAAUGGGAUUCAAAACAAAGAGGCCGAAGUGCGGAUCUUCCACUGCUGCCAGUGCACGUCGGUGGAAACGGUGACGGAACUGACGGAGUUCGCCAAGUCGAUCCCGGGCUUCGCCGGCCUGGACUUGAACGACCAGGUGACGCUGCUCAAGUACGGCGUGUACGAAGCCAUCUUCGCCAUGCUGGCCUCGGUGAUGAACAAGGACGGGAUGCUGGUGGCCUACGGCAGCGGCUUCAUCACCCGGGAGUUCCUCAAGAGCCUGCGUAAGCCCUUCUGCGACAUCAUGGAGCCCAAGUUCGACUUCGCCAUGAAGUUCAACGCCCUGGAGCUGGACGACAGCGACAUCUCCCUCUUCGUGGCGGCCAUCAUCUGUUGUGGAGAUCGCCCUGGCCUCGUCAACGUGGGGCACAUUGAAAAAAUGCAGGAGGGAAUCGUGCACGUGCUCAGGCUCCACCUGCAGAGCAACCACCCCGACGACGUCUUCCUCUUCCCCAAACUCCUCCAGAAGAUGGCCGACCUCCGGCAGCUGGUCACGGAGCACGCUCAGCUGGUCCAGGUCAUUAAAAAGACAGAAUCGGACGCGCCCCUCCACCCUUUGCUACAGGAAAUCUACAGGGACAUGUAUUAGCCGUGCGGGUCGGGAAACGCCUCCGUCCCGGUGGAAGCCAUCAGCGAGAUCCCUCUGGGAUGGGAGCCAAAGGGACUGCGGGGGCGGGGGUCACGAUCGGCAGGGGACGUCAAGCUAGAGCCCGAGAAACCCAGACCGUAGGGAACGGGCCCCCCGCCGCCUCCACCCCCGCCCCCGUUGCGCGGGGCGGGGGUCUGUGUGCCCGCGUGCUUGGGUCGGUUUCGUAAGCGACUCCUUUAGAGAGCCGGCAACCCGCCCCGGAGCCGACGAGAGUGGAUUUGGAAUCGGCGGCGGGGCGAAGCGGGGGGGAAUCCGGCCGAGAGCGAUGGCGUACGAUCAGAUGAGUCGCUCCGGCUUCCGAUCCCUCGCCCGGUUUGGAGCGACGCGGGUCUAUUUAUAUUGUGUUAGUUAGAGAAUUUGCUUAACGAAUCGGUCCCCUCAAUCUGGGCCCGCCCCACUUGUGCCUACCCCUCCUUCCGGCGUUCCCCCUCGCCUCCUCCGCCCCCCGUCCCCACGAGAGCCCGUCAGCACUUUCUGGUAACUUGUGUAAUGCCGUAAACCUGGGGGCGGCUGAGGCCCGGGCCUCUCAGGGCCGGGAAGGAUUUGGCAGACCUCGAUUCCUCUGCGUCCCCCAGCCCUACGGGCCAGGCGGCGCUCCUCAUUUCGACCUUGGUAGAACCGAAGGGGUUUUGAAAGGGUCCCUGGGAGAAACCACAAGGAGAAAAGCCGCUCUGCCCAGGCCGGAGCGGGCGAGAGGCUGGUUUUCCCAACGGGCGCGGGUGGCUCCAGACUUGGGCCCUGAUGCGCUGUGGUCAUUCCUUCCUAGAACAGAACCGAGAGUGAGCUGGGAAAUUUCGCCAGACCCCCCCAACCGGUCCCCGUCCCCUCGCCCCCCACCGCCUCCCCGGGACCCUGACGGUACGAGGGCCCUCUGACCCGGUCGUGGUCACCGGGGGACUUGCCACCGUUGCUGUUUUUGCAGUCCAGCGGAGCCGGUGGGAACAGGGUAGGCGACUGGGAGAGGUCCCUCGCCGGGAGUCCCACCUGAAUCCGAGCUGAUGGGGAAGGGGGUUCUGUGCCCUCCCCCCCCACACACACACACACAACUGUGGCACCACCCCCGUCAGCCUCCUCGAGGGCACCGAGGCCCGUCCAUGGGGUCAACGUGCCGGGCUCCGGCCGGGUGGGUCCCCCCUCCGACAAAGCUGGGGCCGGCCUGGGGUCGAGCGAGAAGACCACCGCCCGGGCAAAUCUGGGUCAGAAACGGAUUGUUCCACUGGAAACCGCCUCCAGAAAGCCUGUCCAGAUUCGAGGGGCUCUGGGGCUUCCACGGGAAUCACAGAACUCGUUCCGGAUCAAUCAGGCUGGUCCCAAGAGCCCAGGCAGACGGGCUUCUUCCCUCAGGAGGGUCGGAAUUCUCCCGGGUUGUCCCUUUCCGGCAGCCAUCGACCACAGACCAUCCCUCCCCUCCCCUCCCCGCAGCUCCAGGCGGCCGGCCCGUCAAGGAGCAUCACUGGAUCGCGUUGCCCCUCUAGAAAAGAGUAAAAAGAAUAGCUUCCCAUGGUGGGACUGUCGCCGGCUCAUAGCUGAUCUUCAGAGUUUGUCGGUCCGCCGUGCUUCUCACGUCCAGGUCACCCCGCUGAUUCUUUCUUUUUGUGCCAUAGAAAUAGUCUGUUUUGGCCCCGACGACCGUUGCCAGUGCGCUCAGCCAAGGCCCAUAUGGUCUGCAGGCUUCCGCGUCCCUGGCCGAAGAAACGACCAGGGACGGAUCCGCGGGCAGAGAGGGCUCACGGGAAAGGGCCGGGGGCGUCUACCCGUUCGGGGCUUUUUCACAGAAGAGGCCCCGAGGUGGGCAGGUGGGUUAGCGCCUUGAGAGGGCGGAGGGUUGCCCUGAGGAAAAGACCAAGCCGGGAGGGGUCCCGGGAACUGGAGUUUAAAGGAACCGAGAAUGCCAGGGGCGGAGGUCGAGAGGCUGGGAACGACUUGCCCUUCCCCCUCUCGGUGCUGCGAUCCCGCGGAGCGGCCUGGGCGAGCGAUGGGCAGCGAGAGCAGGGUCAGGGACCUCUCUCUGUCCGGUGGCCGGCCCUCAGCCACAGCUAUAAUGCCCUCGAUGCCCAAAUCACCCCAAAUGGGGCUCGGUUGUGCCCUCCAGCCAGCCCAGCUGUUUAGCAGGAAACACGGAGACCGACCGGUGGCCCGUUCCAUCCUUUACAGGCCGUUGGAUAACGUCUUUUCUGAAAAUACCCGCCUUCUUGUCAAAUCUUUCCCAAAAUGUCAUUUCAGCUACGCUGUCAGUCACCCAAAUCAAGCGACCCAAGGGGAACGCGUGCCGUUCCCUGGGCCGGACGCUGAGCAGGCUUUCUGCGAUCUCCUGAGACUAGCAAGCCAGUCAAUUACAUCACCCCCAACUUCCCUCCCCGCCAAAAAGCUCACACGUGAGCCGCCAGCGAGUUGAUCCAGAAGAGGUCACGAGAUGCGAAGCGUUCUUUUCCUCGUCGUUAAUGGAAAUCACAUUCUCUUUCCACCGCAUGCUGGCAGCAGCCCUAGGCCCCGCGGCCUGACCGUUCCUCAGGGAGGCUCUCUUGAUUUUUCCUCCAUUCCGCGUCCAACCGGAAGGCAGAGCAGUCGAGGAACUUGCCCCCGAUGAUCCAGCGGGUCUGGACAGCACGAGGAUUCGAGCCUGGGACGUCUCUCCAGCAGCGGCGCCGGGCCAGGGCGAAGGAACCGUCGGCGUGUUUUCAUCUGCCGGAGCAAACCUUGGCCGACAGCACGUGAGGGGUGACGUCUUCCGGAGAACAAAACCCCGAGGAUGGGCCGCACUGGCUAUAGAGCUUGGCGGGCACCCGCCGGGGUCAGUCACAUCCCCGUCCGGUGGACUGGGACUGGACCAAGUGGUGGGAAUCAGGUCAUCCCGAGACUCUAGAGCCGAACUUGGCCUGUGCGAAUGUUGGUGACCACUCAACCACUCUGGCUAUUCCCUAUGGGCCCAACGGCACCGUCCAACUGUCAAUCAAUCAAUCAGUGCUAUUUAUUGAGCGCUUGGGAAAGUCCUGUAGAACGGAGUUAGUAGACCCCCCUCCCCGGCCCACAACGAGCUGACAGUCUAGAGGGUCCUGUGACUGCCUCCCGGCUAGAUCGGCGGCGUUUUCCGAGCGCCCGGUUUCCCCGCGUUGGCCCUCUCUGCUGGAGGAAGAGCUGUGGUCCGUGAAGGGUUUCAAGGAAGAAACGGGAUUUAGACAGUCGGGGCCUUAAGUAAUUCUGUGCCUUAGGUUCUGCAUCCAUGCUCAACGGGGCUCGACGUAUUCCUCGGAUCGCGGAGAUCUUUCGAAGUCAUAGGAGGGCAAAGGAGCGUCCGUCCCCUGUAUUGACUGGUUGGAACGAACUGACAUUCCAUGUGCAGCUGACGUAGCAGCCCCCUAUCUUCAUUCACUCUUUCGUAUAGGGAAAAUCCGGGAAGAGUCGCAAUCCCCAAACCUUCCCCACUCCUUCGGUUUUCCACAUUUCUGCCCCCUGAGAGUUUGAAACUCGUCCUUCACUGCUUAACGUAGACAAUUUUUUCCUCCAAAAAAAUGGCCCAAAUUAGCCGCAGGUCUCCAUUCUUUCAUCUGUCGCGUCUUCCUCAAGGAAGAACAAGCUGUGGCAGAGAUAGGAUUCCCUUCCCAACAGUUCCUCCUGUCAGGGCGUCAGGGAUUGGGCACAUACUGUUACGGAUGGUUGGAAGUAAAACAUUUGUCUUUGAACUUUUCUCACCCUCAUUUCCUUGAUAUGUUUGAGGCCAGUUUGGAAGCAGUGAGUUUGGUUUGUAUUUUGCUAAAGAUGGGUCUGAGAAGAGCAUAGCAUUAGUGUGUCACAGAAGGAAGCCACCUGCAUCUUGUGGGGUUUUGAUUUUUUUUUCUUUUGAGAAGUGAAAAAUGGGCCCUCCCUUUCCUACCCAGUGUUGUCCAAUAAUAAUAAUAAUAAUGGUAUUAAGCGCUUACUAUGUGCCAAGCACCGUUCUAAGUACUAG